This is a messenger RNA of Acaulospora morrowiae, 215 nucleotides long. Lineage: Eukaryota; Fungi; Glomeromycota; Glomeromycetes; Diversisporales; Acaulosporaceae. The record is from the annotation of a GenBank genome assembly.
AUGCCCGUUUCCAAACAUUUUGUUCAUUGGUUCACAUAUCUGGUGGCCACCUUCGCCAGCAUCCUGAUUAUCUUUUUCAUAUUUUGGACCAUAGUGAUAGCCUUUAUUGUCGGAGCUUUCUUACCUAUCACAGGAAUUGUUUUUCUGAUUGCUUUAAUUUUCGGUCUUAUCGGAUUCGAUCUCCAAUUACCAGACGAACCGUUUGACGGAAAUAA